GCGGCUCCCGGCGUGCAGCUCGGUGGCGGCUGACCCGGCAGUGGGCCGCCUCAGGCAGCCCCGGCCGGGCCGCCCGGGUCCCCGGCAGCGGGGUAGGAUGGCGCUAAAGCGGAUCCAGAAGGAAUUAACCGACUUGCAGAGGGAUCCUCCUGCCCAGUGUUCUGCGGGACCUGUGGGUGAUGACUUGUUCCACUGGCAGGCCACCAUCAUGGGCCCGAAUGACAGUCCUUACCAAGGAGGUGUUUUCUUCCUGACCAUCCACUUUCCUACGGAUUACCCAUUCAAGCCCCCAAAGGUUGCUUUCACAACCAAAAUUUAUCACCCUAAUAUCAACAGCAAUGGCAGCAUCUGCCUCGAUAUCCUGCGGUCUCAGUGGUCUCCAGCGUUGACUGUGUCAAAAGUUCUCUUGUCCAUCUGCUCGCUGCUCUGCGACCCUAACCCCGAUGACCCUCUGGUGCCAGAGAUAGCCCACACCUACAAGGCCGACAGAGAGAAGUACAACAGACUAGCAAGAGAGUGGACACAAAAAUAUGCUAUGUAAGUGCCUCGGAGGUUUUACAUGAGACAUUGUCCAAGAGAAGCUGGCAGAGAGGUCUUCCCUUAAAACUUUGGGCUGUUGGCUGAGCCAUUCAAAGAGUGUCAUCUGUUCUUCAAACAAAUGUUGGUCACCCACUCUCUCCAGCUGCAGCAUGUUGGUGCCAUUUGCAGCAAUUAUGGCUUUGACAGUGCCACCUCUUUGAUGCCAAAUCAGCAGCCAUUGUUGUUAUGAUCUGCAGUCUUCCUGGUGACACUGGAAUCUCUCUCUCUGCCGCCUCAGUUUGUCUGCUGGUCUCUUGGGGGGCCAGGCCCUGCACGUCUCUCCUACCUGGCCUCAAAUGGUGCUGCUGCCCAUGAUGGUACCACACCAGGGCCUCAGCCUGGCCCCUCGCCACAUACCCUUUGCCUUUUAGAACUCAGUGCCAUCCUGGGUGCCCAGGGCAGAGCAGGCUUUCUUCGCACCUCAUCUGCUGCAGAACCACAUCCUGAGGAGUCUCAGCUUAUCCUGGAGGGAAUUGGGAACAGUGUCACUGGGAAGUGAAGGCCUAGCCCUGCGGCUUCCACCAGUCUCCUCCUGCAGUGCCACAUGCUGGCAUUUCUUGCCUCACACUAAGAAGCAGCAAGUGGAAAAUUUCAGGAUACAAAGCACAUAACACCCCAUAAGAGAUGAUUAUGUUUUUAGAAGCAAGAGCAAAAUUAUGAAACCUCUAGAGAUUUGGGUCAUGUUACUCCAUUUGAUGAGGAUUCUCACUACCAUCCGCUCCUCCCAUAGGAGCCUACACUAAGUCCAAGUGUGAGCCAUUCACAGACUAGAACACAAGGAGGGAGAGAGACUCUUAAAUGUAAAUAAAAAUGCAAUUCAUUCAGAACUCUAAAUGAUAAUUGACAUUUCAGCCUCUUUCUUUUAGGCAGAACAGAAGAUACAUACUUUUAACAGUUAUUUGGAGCCUUAAAAUAACUUAAAAUAGCCUGUUAGGUGAUCGGCUUUCUGCCUUGGCUUUCUGAUGCAACACAUUGUAAGAUUUGCCUUUAAAGCUUUGAGCCUUGAGAUUAGGUUAGUCAGGAAGAGGACAGCAAAGAGAAGAGAUUAUUCUAAUAAAACUUCCACAGAGGGAAGAAAAUUGAGGAGCUUCAGAUCUCUAAAGCCAAAUUCAACCUGAUCUUUCUAGGUUGGUUAUAAAGCUGGUCCACUUCCAGGAAGUGAUGUGUAGGUGAAUAGGAACAAGAGGUGAAGAAGCAGUAAAACUGUGACCGAAUGGCCAGAUGGGGCUUUUGCAGGCUGAUUGAAAGGAAGUCUACAGACCUAACACAAGCAGUCAGCCAAAGGUGGCUGUGGGAGGUUGAUUUCUUCCAGAAACUUCCAAGUUGUGGCUACAAAUUUAUUGCCAGAUACUUUCCCACUGAGAAUACUGAGGUUAUUCACAUAAUCACUUCCUUAGCAAAGGAAGAAGCACUUUUAACUUGGUCUGCAUUCCCUUUGUGAGGGUCCAAAUUUAGGAUCCUCCUGCUACCAUAAGGCCCUUUUUGGGGUCCUUUGAGUGUGGCUGCAUCUCACCAUGGUGAGGAUUGCCUUUUUUUUUUUUUUUUUUUUUUCAACACAGAGUCUUGCUCUGUCUCCCAGGCUGGAGUGCAGUGAUGCGAUCUUGGCUCACUGCAACCUCUGCCUCCCAGGUUCAAGCGAUUCUCCUGCCUCAGCCUCCUGAGUAGCCGGAAUUACAGGCAUGCGCCACCAUGCUGGGCUAAUUUUUGUAUUUUUAGUAGAGACGGUGUUUCACCAUGUUGGCCAGGCUGGUCUCGAACUCCUGGCCUCAAGUGACCUGCCCACGUUGGCCUCCCAAAGUGCUGGGAUUACAGGCGUGAGCCACUGCGCCCAGCAAGGAUUGCCGUUUUAAUUCUUGUAUCUUCACUGCUUCUUUGGUCUUUGCUUAAACAAAACAAUAAAUCUUAAUAGUUGGGGAGAAUGCUGUUACCAGUGUGCCCUAGGAAGGCCGUUAGCAUAUGGCUCUACUGAGCAGCAGUGCCAUCUGGUGCCUGAGAUCAUGUGCUUCAGGCAGUUGUCACACUGCAUCUAUAGCCAAGCAUCACAGAACACUUUACUCAUGUGGUCAGGGAAGGUGGGACUGAUUCACAUGUUAGAGACAGGUCAGAUGGGAAAAUUAAGGCCCAAUUUGGUGUUGGGGAAUAACCAUACUCUGGUCUUUCAAGUGUAAUAGCUGAUGAUUCCCAAGAAACUGAUGAAUUUUCUGAGUCCAGACAAAAUUUCCCCAAGCCUGCUCUCUCUGUUGGAUAUAUAUAUAAUAGAGAAAGUCAAAUCAGCCCUUUGGGGUUCGUGGUAAAAAUUCACUCACCCAUUGAAGCCUACAGUGGCUUUGUACCUUCCAGAUCUCUCAGCAAAUCCCCCGGGCAGAAAUGUCACUUGCUUGCCAUAUCUUUGAGGGGUUCAGGUCAGCCUGGAGAACAGGCUCCUUAAGUCAAAAAUCUUGUUUUAAGAGCCACUGUGGUACAGUCAAUGUAACCCACUUGUGCAGAAGCCAUGCUUCCAAGGAAGGUCUCAGGUUGACAACUAGACAGCAAAUCCAAGAAGCUAACUGUGGAGUAAUGUGUUUUUUUCUCUGUGGACAACAGCGAUCAGAAAGGUGCUUGAUCUUGAACAAUUGAUCCAUUAUGAACAAAUGACCAUUAGCUUUCCCCCAGAAGCAUCUGUGUUUGCUGAAUGGAGCUGAGAUUUUGAUCCUCUAUCAGACUCCAGAAAGAUCCAGGAGUUCCAAGAACAUGGCAAAGAGUCAAAAUCUUAGGACAAGGAAUUAAAAUGUCAGAAUGCAAAUGUCCAACAGGCCUGGUAGCUCACAGCUAUCAACACCCUAGAAUUCCACACUGCCUCACUGCAGUUGCUCAAGGAUGGGUAUGUUUCUGUCUCUGAAAUUCAGGAAAAAGCCUUAAGUGCCAGAGAAGGUGCUUCCAAGACUGUCUGCAGAAUUCCUUUCCUAGGGUCUGUCUCUGGUACCCAAAAGGGCAGAGAAGGAACUCUAAGAUUAGCAUAGAGCCACUCAUCUCUCCUCCCCUCCCCACCCCUUCUUCCCGUGCUUCCAUUCCGCAUGGCUGUCUCCGCUGACAGUGACACACACUUCCUCUCCAGCAGUGUCGGGAAAGUUCUGGACCUCUACUGGAUCUAGCCAUAAAUGGUGGUCUUCAGAAAAAUGGAGAUUGUGGCUGCCAGCACCCACAAGACAGCAGCCUCAUGCCAUGCAGGCAGCAAGUCAUCCUGAACAGUGUUCCUCCCAGAGUCUGCUUCCUCACCUGCUGUUCACUGGUGAGAGGAAAAGGGACUUGUUCUCCCUUGACCAGUUUUCUAGUUUUCCUGUUCCCACCCUGGUCUUUGCCUGAUGACAGAGAAACUUUCUGAAACAAAAACAAAAACAAAAACAAAAAGCUAUAAAAAAUCUGCAAAACACCC
Molecule: messenger RNA, 3991 nt
Organism: Nomascus leucogenys (northern white-cheeked gibbon)
Lineage: Eukaryota; Metazoa; Chordata; Mammalia; Primates; Hylobatidae
Gene: UBE2D4
Product: ubiquitin conjugating enzyme E2 D4
Biological process (GO): ubiquitin-dependent protein catabolic process; protein polyubiquitination
Cellular component (GO): nucleus
Molecular function (GO): ubiquitin conjugating enzyme activity
Source: RefSeq, a predicted model, not a curated record